AUGGCUGCUGAAAAACCAAUUGUUGCGUCCGGCGCAGACGUCGGUGAUGGCGUCAGACGCAGAGCCGCCCCCCAAGGCCAGGCAGUCCCCAUAACGGCUUCCCCUGAGAUCGAUGACAAGAAGAAGCAAGCUAAGAAGCAGAGCUCCUUCCUCGACGAGUGGGAGGUCGUCAUCGCCCCUCUCAUCUUCACGGCUGUCGCAAUCUUCACUCGUCUCUGGAAGAUUGGUAUCAGCGAUAUUGUCACUUGGGACGAGGCGCAUUUUGGCAAGUUCGGAAGUCACUACAUCAAGCAUGAAUACUACUUCGACGUUCACCCGCCCUUGGGAAAGAUGCUUGUUGGCCUUUCUGGAGUUCUGGCCGGCUACAAUGGAUCCUUCGAGUUCAAGUCUGGCGAGAAGUACCCUGAGGAGGUCAACUACACCUUCAUGAGAGCCUUCAACGCUCUGUUCGGUAUCGUCUGUGUUCCCAUGGCCUACUUCACUGCCCGCGAACUGAAGCUGAGGCGGCUUUCUGUCUGGCUCGUCACUUUGAUGGUCCUCUGCGAGAACUCUUAUACCACAAUCAGCCGCUUCAUCCUGCUCGACUCAAUGCUGCUCUGUGGAACCUUCGCUACCGUCCUUUGCUGGGCCAAGUUUCACAACCAGCGCCAUAACUCUUUUGAGCCCGAAUGGUUCUUCUGGCUGUUCAUGACCGGUUUGAGCAUUGGCUGUGUCUGCAGUGUCAAGCUUGUCGGUCUUUUUGUCACUUCCCUCGUCGGUCUGUACACCAUUGAGGACCUUUGGAACAAGUUCGGCGAUGUCAGGAUGCCUGUUACCACUCUGGGCGCUCAUGUUGCUGCGCGCGUGGUCGGCCUUAUCGUCCUCCCGUUCCUUGUUUACAUGCUCACUUUCGCCCUUCAUUUUGCUAUCUUGGACCAUACUGGCCCUGGUGAUGCGCAGAUGAGCUCCCUUUUCCAAGCUAACCUAAAGGGUACCGAGGUCGGCAAGAACAGCCCCCUCGAGAUUGCGUACGGUUCGCGCGCUACCAUCAAGAACAUGGGUUACGGCGGUGGUCUGCUUCACUCCCACGUCCAGACCUAUCCCGAAGGAUCUGGUCAGCAGCAGGUUACUUGCUACCACCACAAGGAUGCCAACAACGACUGGUUCUUCUACCCCAACCGACAUGAUCAGGAUUACGACCCCGAAGCCGCUCCCCGUUUCAUUGCCGAUGGUACUACCAUCCGCCUGAUCCACGCUCAGACCGGCCGCAACCUUCACUCCCACGAGAUUCCCGCCCCCAUCACCAAGGGCGACAAGGAGGUCUCCUGCUACGGCAACCUAACUAUUGGUGACGAUAAGGACCACUGGCAGAUUGAGGUUGUCCGUGAUGUUGCUUCGCGUGAUCGUAGCCGCAUCCGUACUCUUACCACUGCUUUCCGCCUCAAACAUCCUGUUCUAGGCUGUUAUCUUCGUGCUGGAAACGUGAACUUGCCUCAGUGGGGUUUCAAGCAGAUUGAGGUUACCUGCACCAAGACCAACAACCCCAAGGACACUUACACUCAUUGGAACGUUGAGGCUCACUGGAACGAGAAGCUGCCUCCCGCCGACGCUGGUGUCUACAAGUCCCCCUUCCUCCACGACUUCAUUCACCUGAACGUUGCCAUGAUGACAUCUAACAACGCUCUCGUCCCCGACCCCGACAAGCAGGAUGACCUCGCAUCUCACUGGUGGCAAUGGCCCAUCCUGAACGUCGGUCUGCGUAUGUGCGGCUGGGAUGACAACAUCGUCAAGUACUUCCUGCUCGGAAACCCUCUCGUCUACUGGGGCAGCACAGCCGCCCUCGGAGUUUUCGGCUUGGUGACCCUUUGGUACCUUGUCCGCUGGCAGCGUGGUUACAAUGACCUGAACGAGAAGGAGCUUGACCAGAUUCACUAUGCCGGUGCUUAUCCUGUGGCUGGUUGGGUCCUUCACUACCUUCCCUUCAUCGUCAUGGCUCGUGUGACUUACGUUCACCACUAUUACCCUGCCCUCUACUUUGCCAUACUGACCUUUGGUUUCCUGGCCGACUGGUUCCUCCGUCACAAGAACCAAGCCAUUCAGUACGCUGUUUACGGUGUUCUGUACGCUAUCAUCAUCGGCCUUUACAUCCUGUUCAGCCCCAUCUGCUUUGGCAUGACAGGUCCCAACAAGCAGUACAGCUACAUGAAGUGGUUUGACACCUGGAGAAUGUCGGACUAA
Messenger RNA from Colletotrichum truncatum, 2217 nucleotides. Its product is annotated as protein o-mannosyl transferase. Gene Ontology annotation, biological process: protein O-linked glycosylation via mannose. Gene Ontology annotation, molecular function: dolichyl-phosphate-mannose-protein mannosyltransferase activity. The record is from RefSeq and is a predicted model, not a curated record. Lineage: Eukaryota; Fungi; Ascomycota; Sordariomycetes; Glomerellales; Glomerellaceae. Gene Ontology annotation, cellular component: endoplasmic reticulum; membrane.